AAUGAAAAAGUAGUCAACUUGCUUUCGCUGCCAUCUGUUUUUAAGUUUAGCUUUCACUGUUUGGACGACGUUUCAGUUUCCUGGGUAUUUUCUUUACCCUUUUUCCUUUUCUGGGAAUCAUCUCUGUUUUCAAGGGGAAAAACAAAUGAAUGAUAUUGAUGAUAUCUCAGCUGAUUUGAUCCUGUUAGAAUCCCAAUGGAAAGGCCUAGUAAACACCCUCGAAAAGCUCCAGUGUGAGGGUGGUUCUUCUUCAGUCUCUUUACUUGCUCUUCAAUGCCGAAAGAUCCAGGAACUUUCCAGCUCAAUCCAAAGUGGAAUCCGAACACGUUUCGAUGUGCUUCGGUACAAAGAAAUUGAGAUAGGGAAUAGACUCAAAGAUCUUGAAUUGAGAGAAAAUGAAUUGGGUAAGCGUUCAAAGUUUAAACUUGACGAGGUGUUGAUCGGAGAAGGUUCUUCUUUACUGGGUUUGAAGUUUAUUGUCAGUGAUGAUGGGGAAAGGUUGUUGAUGUUCUUGAAUGCGCAUGAAAAUGAACACGGAAAGCUUGCCGAUGAGGUUUAUAAUGUACUUAAAAUGUCUAAUAAUCCUGGAAAACUGGUUUGGCAGGCUGUUAAAAGGGUUUUCAUGGAGCAAAGAAAUGUUGGGGUUGAGACAAAUGUGGAAAGAAGAAGUUGUCUGGUUUUGUUGGAGGCCUUGAUGAGAGCUAGGCCCGGGAUUAAAAAAGGAGUUCAAAAACAAGCAAUUUUUGCGGCAAAAGCAUGGAAGAUAAAGAAGGGGAUGCAGGGCGAGGAUGAUAUGGAGAUUUUAUUGUUUUUGAUGCUUGUGGGUGCUUUUGGAUUGCUUGGUCAAUUUAAAUCCAACGAAAUUAGGAGUCUUUUUAAGAGGGUUGCACAGCAUAAGCAAGCUUCCUUGUUGGGUCAUAGUCUUGGACUUUUUGAGAAGGCUGCCCCUGAUAGCUGCAUCCUCCAUUCCCAAGUAAAGAUGGAGCAAUUGGGUGAGGUUUCAAAUGUGAUGUCUGAGGCAAUAGAUGAUACAAAGAUCAAUUCUUCUUCUCCAUCUUCUGCUGAUUUAAGAUUUAUUGCAAGUACAGAUGCUGAUAGAUUGUUGAUGUUUUUAACUGAGCAUGAGAAUGAUGACAGGAUUGGUAAUGAUGUUUACAAUGCACUGAAAACGUCAGGGAAGCCAGCAAAAUUGGUUUUGAAUGUAGUUAAAGCUGGAAUCUCAGAGAGGGCAAAUAUAGGAGUUCAAAGAGGGGUGGUCAAGAACAGUUGUGUAAUUCUGUUGGAGCAGUUGAUGAGAUUGAGGCCAGUGAUUAGUCAGAAAUUGAGGAAAAAUGCUCUGGGAGUAGCGCAACAAUGGAAAGGAAAUAUAAAAGAUAAUGGCAUUUAUGAUAAAGAGAUUUUGGUCUUUCUGAUGCUUGUGGGUGCUUAUGGAUUGACUAGUGAAUUUAAUAUCAAAGAAAUUGAGAGUCUGUUUAAGAGUGUUUCUCUGCAUAAACAGGCUCCUAUAUUGAGUCCUAUCCUUGGUUUCGUUGACCAAACCUUUGUGAGAGAUAUCUAUCAUUCUCAAGUGAAGAUUGAGCAAUCUGAAGCAGACAAUUUUCAACUGGAUAGCUCCAUUCCUUCUGAACCAAAGUUUGAGCAGCAUGUUGAUUCUUCAUCUACUAGGUCUUGGCCUGAGCUAAAGUUUCUUAGUAUCAAUAUGAAUGCAAGAGGUUUAACGCUAUUUCUGUCUGAGCGUGUGGAAGAUCAUAAUCUAAUGCGAGGCGAAAUUUCCAACGCACUUCUAUUGGCCCCGGAUCCUGCAAAAUUAGUAUUGGAUGCAUCAUCAUUCUUUUAUCGUUCAAAGUCAGGGGAUGGGUUUAAGGGAAUAGCCUUAUCCAAUGCAAGAAAGAGUUGUAUUCUUUUGUUGGAGCAGUUAGUGACAUGUUCAGUCCAGAUCGAACCCCAUGUGAAUGAAGAAGCUCUUAAGCUAGCGGUUGAGUGGAAAGGAAGAAUGGAUGAGAAGUACCCACAAGGUGUGAUGGCAUAUGGUUUCUUGCAGUUUAUAAUCACGUACCGGUUGAAGUCUUCUUAUAACGUUGAUGAACUCCUUUUUCUUUUGGUAACUGGAAGUGAGUAUAGACAGUCUCCUGAUCUGUGUCUGGCUCUUGGUUUGGCUGAUAAGACAUCGAUCCUUAUCGAGACCCUUAUAAAUAAGAAUCUACGGCUUGAGGCUAUUACAUAUAUUUGUGCUUUCGAUCUUGCUGACAAGUUCCCUCCUGCACUCCUUCUGAAUGCCCACUUGAAGUAUUCGAAGAUGAGAAAAUACCGGAAGGGCAAAAAAUCAAAUAUGAAACUGAAUGAGACCAUAGACCAAGAAAUUGCGAUUAUGAGAAGAGUCAUUAGAUGCAUUGCAGAUCACAAGCUUGAAUCUCUAUACCCUCCUCAGGAUCUUGAAAACUAUAUCCUGCAUCUGGAAAGGCAGAAAGAACUGGGGAAUGAUACAGCACAAAGAGAAAAGCAGAAAGCAGAGAAGAAAAAGGAUUUGCCAAUCCCUUUAACCAAAGCUAAAAUGCAGCAGGACGGUGAACUUAAUCGGCCCUGCAUCAAUAUGUCAGCUGAGGCUGCACCAAGCCUUUUUGCUGGUGCUGGUGGCAAUCUUCAUUUAAAACCAUCACCGCUUGAGCAACCAAUUCGCCCGAUUGCUGAUCAAUCUGUGCCUUGUAGUUUGUCGGUCUCUGCUGCUUUUUGUGGAGACACAAGCUCAUUUAAUUGGCAAUAUGGGUGUGAAAUCGGUGAUCCCUGGAGCUUGGAGCAUUUCACUUCAACUAGAGCAGUCAACAAGGCUGCCCCUGAAAGCAGUAUCCAUCAUGCUCAAGUAAUGAUUGACCAAUGUCAAUCAGACAAUUUUCAUUCAGAUGCCUUUGUUCCUUCUGAGGCAAAGUUUAAGCAUUAUACCACUUGUUCAUCUACUAGUUAUGGGGUUGACCUACAAUCUUAUAGCACCAGUAUGGAUGCAAUGGGUUUAAUAUUGUUUCUAUGCAAGCAUGUGGAAGAUCACAAUUUUAUGCGCUGUGAAAUUUCUGACGCUCUUCAAUUGGCCCCUGAUCCUGCAAGACUUGUUUUGGAUGCAAUAUCAACCUUUAAUAUACCAGAGUUAUCGAAUACUCAUGAAAAGAAGUGGAAUGGGUCUAAUUCUGGAAACUUAUGCCAUGUGAGAAAAAGUUGCAUUCUUUUGUUGGAGCAGUUAAGGACAUUUCCAUUCCAGAUUGAUCCCCAUGUAAACGAAGAAGUUUUGAAGCUGGCUUUCGAUUGGAAAGAAAGAGCACUGAAAGGUGUGGUGGCCUAUGGUUUCUUGCAGCUGAUAGUCACCUACUCUUUGAUCUUUGCUUACGAAGCGGAUGAGCUUUUUGGUCUUUUGGUAAUAGCAAGCGAGUAUCAUCAGUCUCCUGCUUUGUGCCUGGCUCUUGGUUUGACAGAUAAGAUCCAUGUUUUGAUCGAAACACUUGUAAAGAAAAACCUACGGCUCGAGGCUAUUGGAUACAUAUGUGCAUUAGAUCUUGUUGACAAGUUCCCACCUGCACAGAUUCUGAAAGCUCACUUGGAAUAUUUGAUGCAGAGUGUGCAUCAAGAGGCCCAAAAAUCACAUUGGAAACCGCGUCAAAUUAGAGAUAAAAAAAAAGGUGCGGUGGGAAAAGUCAUCGGAUGCAUUGCUGAUCACAAGCUCGAAAAACUAUUCCCGCGGAAAAAACUGGAAAACUACAUUAGGCACCUGGAAAAGCAGAACGCGGAUGCAAAUGUUGCUGCACGAAAGGAGAAGCAGAAAACAGGCCGGAAGAAAACACCGAAAGCCCCAUCUGCAAAUACGAAGCCACAACAUGAGUCUGGAACUAAGCUACCCUCCCCGACCACCAGUUCUACUACUGGUUCCACUACUAAACUGUCACCUCUGCAGCUACUCGAAACCUUCUUUGCAGAUCAAGCCGUAUCGCAUGGGUUACGGGACUCUGCUACUUUCUCCGCAACCUCAAACCUAGUAAGUGAUAAUCAGCAAACGGAUGUGGCCGCCAUUAACGAUGAUGGGAACUCUGACUAGGAUUGAAAGGAGCAAAACUCAAUGAAUAUUUUGCACCGUGAGCUUGCUGUUGGGCUUUGGUCAAUGUUUGAUUUGUAUGGGAGAUCAUGGAACCUUGCUUGACGGUUAUAUUACAAAUGUUUGAUGUGGGUUUGUUUACAUUUUUCCUUUGAAAAAGUUAAAUAAAUAAUUAACGAAUUCAUAUAA
Molecule: messenger RNA, 4261 nt
Organism: Gossypium raimondii (Peruvian cotton)
Lineage: Eukaryota; Viridiplantae; Streptophyta; Magnoliopsida; Malvales; Malvaceae
Exons: 8
Coding region: 146-4075 (1309 amino acids)
Source: RefSeq, a predicted model, not a curated record